Closterium sp. Naga37s-1 is the source of this 291-nucleotide messenger RNA. The record is from the annotation of a GenBank genome assembly. NCBI's taxonomy places the organism in Eukaryota, Viridiplantae, Streptophyta, Zygnematophyceae, Desmidiales, Closteriaceae.
AUGGAGGACAAAGUCAUGGCUGUCAUUGCGAAUCUGUGCAAAUCGGCGGAGGGACGGCAGUCAGUGCACACGGAGGGCGGCAUCGCCGCCAUGGUGGACGUGAUCGACGGCGGAUCGUCGCGCGCGAAGGAGGACGCGGCGGUGGCGUUGCACCUGCUGGCGACGAACAGCGAGGCGUCGUUCCAGCUGCUGCUGGAGGAGGGAGCCAUGCCCGCGCUGGUGAAGCUCGCGCAGUCGGGCUCCGGGCGCGGCAAGGCCAAGGGACUAGGAAGUGAAUUGCAAGAAGAGUGA